CUUGGGCAGCGUUGCUAUAAUGGCAGCUGCAGCUGUGACUCGAGUGGAAGCGUGGGGUGCGACUCUAGUGGAAAGUGCAAGUGCAAGAUGCACACAGAGGGCCCGACCUGUGGGUCCUGCAAGCAGGGCCACUUCCACCUGAGUGCUGACCAGAAGGACGGAUGUCUGUCCUGCUUCUGCAUGGGUGUCACCCAGCAGUGCACCAGCUCCUCUUACUACAGAGACGUGGUAUCCACCACAUUUGCUCCCGGCAAUUUCCAGAACUUUGCCCUGGUGAACCGGCAGCGGAGCACACGAAUCACCACUGGCUUCACGGUCGAGGUGGCCACAGACGGCACACAGCUGUCCUACAGCAACUUCGGAAGCCUGAGCCAGGAGGCCUCCUAUUGGCAGCUCCCGGUGGUGUACCAGGGAGACAAGAAGGAGGCUUUCUUUGCUCGUAUGAGGCGAGCUCACAAGAAAGACUCCAGCUUGACCGAGGAGCAGCUGAGGAAGGAUGCAUCCAUUUGGGGAUUAAUGGACUCCAUGGGGACGAGCCAUACCAGGUCAAAGAGAGCCAGCAAGUCCACCACCCCAGCCGAGGAGCUGAAGAGGCUUGAUGACGAAAUCUGGGCCCUCAUCUCCAACUUCUCCAACAGCCCCGGACCUCUCGCUCCGCCUGGGAGCAUAGUCGCCCGCGGGCCUCCUGCUUCUCGCUCUUUCUCCAGCCCUCCGGGUCCGCCGGGCCCCCCGGCCUUCCGGGCUCCGGCACCCGCCCCCCCUCCCCCACCGCCCGCUGGCUCUCCUGUCUCCUCCUCCGCUCGGGUCCCCCGGCCCUCCUCCUCUCUCUCUGCAUCCCCUGGCCGCUCCCCUCAGCCUCCCAGCUCCCAGUCUGUCCUUCAGGCUCAGAGGGGUACAAACUUGCUCCCUCCGCGCGGCCCCAGGCCAGGUGGAUCUGAAAAGUACGCUCUGGUCUACAAAGGCUUCAGCCUGCUUCCUGAGGGCCUGUACUACUGGCAGCUGCCACAGCAGUUCAAGGGGGAUAAGGUGGGCUCCUAUGGAGGACGGCUGAAGUACACCAUCUCCUAUGUAGCGGGCCCAAGAGGAUCUCCUGUCGAAGACGCAGACGUGCAGAUCAUUGGCAACGAUAUCACGCUGGUGGCCCGGCAGCCCUGGCCAAGGGGACAGAGCACAAGGGAGUCCCGCAGCUUCGAAGUCGUGUUCAGGGAGGAACACUGGCAUCGUCCGGACGGGAUGCCAGCCACACGGGAGCACCUGAUGAUGGUCCUGGCGGACCUGGACGAGAUCCUCAUCCGCGCCUCCCACCACACAGAAAUGAGGUCUGUCAGCAUCUCGGGGGUCAGCAUGGAGGUGGCGGUGCCCGCGUACACUGGCCUGCGCCAGGCGCUGGAAGUGGAGCACUGUCGAUGCCCGCCUGGGUACCAGGGUCUGUCCUGCCAGGACUGUGCUCAUGGCUACAGUCGUACCGGUGGAGGACUCUACCUGGGGCACUGUGAGCUGUGUGACUGCAAUGGGCACUCGGAGUCCUGCCACCCUGAGACUGGCGUGUGCACGAACUGUCUACACAACACAGUCGGCGAGCUGUGUGAGCAGUGUGCCCCUGGUUUCUACGGCGACCCCACAGCGGGUACCCCAGAAGACUGUCAGCCAUGUGCCUGCCCUCACACAGACCCAGACAGCCAGUUCUCCCCCACAUGUGAGAGUCUGGGCAAUGGUGGGUACCGAUGCACAGACUGCCAGCCUGGAUAUACUGGACAGUACUGUGAACGGUGUGCCCCUGGAUAUGUAGGCAACCCUCAAGAAAGAGAGAAGUGCCGCCCAUACAACGCAGCCUCUCUGGUAGUGAAGGUGUACCCAGAAAGAACAAUAGUUUCUCAAGGCAGUGCGGUGACCCUGCGGUGCCAGGUCACUGGAUCCCCCCCUCAUUACUUCUUCUGGACCAGAGAAGACGGGCGCCCUCUGCCCAGCACUGCAGACAAACGCCGCCAAGGUGAAGAGCUGUUCUUCUCCAAUAUUCAGCCCAGCGAUGCAGGAGCUUACAUUUGCACCUGCCGAGACCUUCGGAGCUCCAACAGGAGCCGAGCAGAGAUCGUCGUGACCACUGUUCCUUCCAAACCAAUCGAAGUGACGGUUGAGGAGCCCAAAGUGCAGACUGUCAAAAUCGGGUCGACUGUCAGCUUCAUCUGCACAGCCAAGAGCAAGUCGCCUGCCUACACCUUGGUCUGGACUCGCCAGAACAACAGCAAGCUGCCCAGCCGGGCCAUGGACUUCAACGGCAUCCUCACCAUUCACAACGUGCAACCGGAGGACGCCGGGGCCUACGUCUGUACGGGCUCCAACAUGUUUGCCAUGGACGAGGGCACGGCUUUUCUCUAUGUGCCAGAGGCCUCAAAGACACAGAUGUUUUACACAGCCUAUGAAAUGUUUGAAGGACAUAGACCGCCUAACGAGGAGUCACAGCCCUUCGCCACCAUCCAGCCCCCCGUGCUGCGCGUCCAGCGAGGCCAGCGAGCCGAGUUCCGCUGUACCGUCCGAGGAAACCCGACUCCAUCCAUCGAGUGGGCAGGAGGGCAGGGCAACAGGAUCAGCUCUAAUGCAGUCAUCCGAGAGGGCGUCCUCAUCAUCCCUGCGGCUGAGCGCUCCGAUGAGGCGGAGUACAUCUGCAAAGCGCUGAACGUUCACGGAGAGCACGCAGCACGGGCUACGCUUUACGUGAACAUUGAUGAGGAUGCCCGGCCCUUUGCUACCAUUCAACCUCCCGUCCUGACCAUCCAGCAAGGGCAGCAAGCCGAGUUCCGCUGCAGUGUUAGAGGAAACCCAACUCCAGCCAUUGAGUGGUCAGGAGGGCGGGGCAACAGGAUCACUCCGAAAGCCAUAAUCCGAGACGGCGUCCUCAUCAUCCCUGCGGCUGAGCGCUCUGAUGAGGCGGAGUACAUCUGCAAAGCGCUGAACGUUCAUGGAGAGCACACAGCACGGGCCGUGCUUUACGUACACAGUGCCAGUCUACCUCAUAUCCAGGUCAGCCCCCCACGAGUUACAAUCCAGGAAGGGGAGACUCUGAGACUCUACUGCCGUGCAGGAGGGACUCCUAGCCCAAGCCUGACUUGGAAGAAGCAAGGUGGUGAACUUCCCCCACAGGCCAUACCCUCUCAUGGUUUCCAUCAGUUUAAAAGCAACAGUGUUGAAGUUUUACAGAAACGUAUUGAGGAGCUCCAGGCCCGAAUGGAGAGGACAGACAUCGGCACCCUGCUCAUCCCCUCCAUCAAGGCGUCGGACGCUGGCACCUACCUCUGCGUGGGGACAAACUCCAUCGGCUCCUCCGAAGCUCCCAUUGAGGUGUCUGUCCUCCGAGUCGAUAGGGUCGUAGCCCCGGUCAUUCAGCCCUCCAAGGCCACGGUGCAGGAAGGCCGCACCCUGGAGCUGAGCUGCGUGGUCACGGGCAGCCCGCCACCCUCCAUCACCUGGCUACGCUCCUCUGGUCCCCUGUCCGCCAAUCACCAGGUUGUGGGCUCCAAGCUGCGAAUUCUCCACGCCUCUCCAGCUGACUCCGGGGAUUAUAUCUGUCAGGUGAACAGUGGCCACCCACAAGGGGUCACCCAGCAGUCCGUGAUCUCGGUGACGGUGACCUCCUCCCCUGCGUCCACCUCCUCCUCCACAUCUUCCUCCUCCCGCCUGCAGACUCCCAUCAUCUCCAUCGAGCCUCACAGUGCCGCCGUCCGGCCUGGAGAGUCUACGAGCUUCAGGUGCCGGGUCUACAGUGGAGCUCAACCCAUCAGAAUCGAAUGGAAGAUGACGAACAGCCAGCCACUGCAGGACAACGUGAAAAUUGGUCCAGACGGCUCGGUCAUCACCAUUGCCAAGGCUCGGCCUGCUAACCAGGGCACCUAUCGCUGUGUGGCCAGCAACCUCUUUGGAAUAACACAGAGCGUUGUCUCCUUGAUAGUCAAAGUUCCUCCCCAGGUUACAGUGACGCCCAAAGGUCCAGUGCGGGUGAAGGUGGGUGAGCCCAUCAACCUGGAGUGCCAAGCGACGGGCGAGCCUCGCCCGGCGGUGACCUGGCACAGGUCAGACACGGCUCGCAGGAUUGUGCUGAGCAGUCCGGUGCCGAUGGACUCCAAUGCCGUCAUGCAGAUUCUCGCAGCCCGCCCUGAGGAUUCUGGUACCUACGGCUGCAUGGCCAAAAACAGCGAAGGCUCCUCGGAGGUGAAGGUGGACGUAGUUGUGGAGGGGGGCCCCCUCGUGACAUCUGCCCCCAUAGCAUCUGCGGAGGCGCCCCUGGUGAUCGUUGUGGAGGGGGACACUACCACCCUGCACUGCACAGCCACUGGUCAUCCACCCCCUACCAUCACAUGGUCUAAACUGCGCGCCCCUCUGCCCUGGCAGCACAAAGUGGUCAACAACAGCCUCAUUCUCCCCAAUGUGGGGCGCCAGGAUUCAGGGCAGUACAUCUGUAACGCCACCAAUACCAUGGGCACUGCUGAAAUCACCAUCAUUGUUGAUGUAGAGAGCCCUCCCUACGCCACCUCCCUGCCAGACAGCCUUGCGGUGAGGGUCGGCGAGGUCAUUCGGCUGCAGUGUCUGGCCCACGGGACGCCCCCUCUGACCUACAAGUGGACCAAAGUGGACGGCGUCCUCCCUACCAGGGCGGAGGUCCGGGACGGCACCCUGCAAAUCGACCUGGCCACAGUGGCCGACGCGGGCACCUACAAGUGCCUCGCCAACAACAAAGUGGGCAACAGCGAGGCACUGGCCACAGUCACGGUCAGAUCUCCCCUGGCAGUGCGGGUCUCGCCGCGGAUUGAGGUGAAAGCACCAGGCAGUGCGGUGGAGUUCACCUGCUCGGCCACCGGGGGCAUCCAGACCAGGACUGAGUGGCUGAAGGAAGGUGGCGCUCUGCCUCGCAGUCACCACAUUUAUAACGGAGUGCUGAGGAUAGAGAAUCUGCACAAGAGCGAUGAGGGCAACUACAUCUGCAGGGCCACCAGUGUGUACGGGCAGGCACAGGACACUGCCAAACUCACCAUCCAAGCGCUGCCCAAAGUGAUGAUCAACGUGCGCACCUCCGUGCAGACGGUGAUGGUGGGGAACGCCGUGGAGUUUGAGUGCCAGGCCAUCGGAGACCCCCAGCCCACCCUCCAGUGGAGCAAAGUGGGCAGCCAGCUGCCCGCGCACAUCAUCGUUAAAAACGGGAUGCUGACCAUCGGCCAGGUGAAGGAGUCGGAUGCCGGGCUCUACCGCUGCACCGCCACCAACGAGGUCGGCUCUGUCCAGUCUGAGGUGGUCCUCAACGUGCAGUCCAUUCCCCAGAUCGCUGCCCAGCCAGAGGUGAAGGAGGUGACUGUGGGAUCUGCAGCAGUGUUCCCCUGCAUGGCUUCGGGGUACCCAGUCCCACAGAUCAAGUGGACCAAGCUGGACGGGAAACUCCCCCCCAGGGCUACAGUAGAGGGCAACGUGCUGACCAUUCCCUCAGUGACCCCAGAGGACAUGGGCACAUACGUGUGCACAGCCUCCAAUAAGCAGGGCAAAGUGCAGGCCUUCUCCAUGCUUAAGGUUCACGAAAGAGUGGUGCCCUAUUUUACCCAGACUCCCAUCUCCUAUCUCACACUCCCCACCAUUAAGAACGCAUACAAGGCGUUCCAUAUCAAAGUCACCUUCCGGCCGGACACUGUUGAUGGCAUGAUCAUCUACAACGGACAGAAGAGGACGACGGGCGCCGACUUUAUAUCUCUUGGUCUAGUAGGCGGACGCCCUGAAUUCAGGUUUGACGUGGGGUCAGGCAUGGCCACCAUUCGCUACCCCACUCCCCUCACCCUGGGGGAGUUCCACACCGUGGAGCUGUUCCGCAACCUGACUCAGGGAUCCCUCACAGUGGAUGACAACCUGCCUGUCAGUGGGAGCUCUCAGGGUAAAUUCCAGGGCCUGGAUCUGAAUGAGGAGCUGUAUGUGGGAGGCUACCCAGACUACGACAGCAUUUCGAAGACCACUGGCCUGAAGAGUGGGUUUGUGGGCUGCAUUCGGCAGCUGAUUGUCCAGGGAGAAGAGGUGAUUUUCAAGGAUCUGGAUCGCAGCUCCAGAGGCAUCUCCAACUGCCCCACCUGCAAAGACCGUCCGUGUCAGAACGGAGGGGUUUGUCGAGACUCGGACACCAGCAGCUACAUCUGUGAGUGCCUGCAGGGUUUCACUGGGAGCAACUGUGAACACAGCUCAGCGCUGCACUGUCAUCCAGAGGCCUGUGGACCUGACGCUACCUGUAUCAACAAGCAGAGUGGAAUUGGCUACAACUGUCGGUGCCACCUGGGCAAGUCUGGAGAAAAGUGCAUGGAUGGUACCCUGGUGACCACGCCCUCCUUCGAUGGCAGUGAAUCCUACAUCUCCUACCCUCCACUCACCAACAUCCACAACGACCUGCGCAUUGACCUGGAGUUCAAGCCCUACGACAUGGAGGGGCUGAUGUUCUUCAGUGGGGGCAAGAAGAUGAAAGUGGAAGACUUUGUGUCGCUGGCAUUAGUGGACAGUUAUGUGGAGUUCCGCUUUGAACUGGGAACCGGCUUGGCUGUACUGCGCAGCAUGGAGCCCAUAACUAUGAAUCAGUGGCACCGUGUGACAGCUGAGCGCCUCAACAAAGAUGGGAUGCUUAAAGUGGACCAGCAGAGGGAGGUCAGAAGGUCAUCUCCGGGAAAAGCUCAAGGGCUGAACAUCCACACCCCGAUGUACCUGGGUGGGGUCCCCAGCUUUGGUAUUCUUCCCAAACCAGCCAAUAUCAGCAUGCUGUUUGAUGGCUGCAUUGGAGAGGUUUCUAUCAAUGGAAAGAAGGUAGACCUUUCCUACAGUUUCACCGAGAGCAAGAACAUCCAACAGUGUGUCGAUCAAAGCCCCUGCGACCGCAUGCUCUGCCUGAAUGGGGGCACGUGCUUUGCUCCUGGAGAGUACGAGCUCCAGUGUCUCUGCAGAGAUGGCUUUGAAGGGGAGCGCUGUGAGAUCUCCAAGGACAUCUGCCAGCUGCAGAACCCGUGUCAGAACGGAGGACGCUGCUCUGAUAACCAGUGCCUGUGUCCUGCUGGAUACACAGGCCAGUUCUGCGAGAAGCGGGAGUCUGUCAGCUCUCCAGAGUCUCAGUGGAGAAUGGAGGGUAAUGAAGGGAAUGAUUCUCCCAUUCAGUACGCGGCUCAUUUCUAUGACGACGGAUACCUGGCCCUUCCCAAGGUGAUCUUUCCAAGGAGCUCACCUGAGGCCCCCGAGACCAUAGAGCUGGAGAUGCGCAGCACCUCCACAGACGGCCUGGUCUUCUGGCAGGGGGUGGAGCUUGGAGAAAAUGGUAAAGGCAAAGAUUUUGUGAGCCUUGGAUUAGAAAAUGGAUACCUCGUCUUCAGCUACCAACUAGGCAGUGGCGAGGCUGAAAUAAGAUCUGAAGUUCUGGUAAACGAUGGGAAAUGGCACAAGAUCACUGCAGUAAGGACUGGGCGGCAGGGUUCCAUUCAGAUCGAUGGAGGUCAACCCGUGAGAGGAGAAUCAGAGGGCAGAAACGUCAUGGUGGACACCAAAGGCAAUAUCUACCUGGGGGGGGCCCCAGAUAUCGCCACCCUGACGGGGGGGAAGUUUGCGUCGGGAAUCACGGGGUGCCUAAAGAACCUGGUGCUGAUGAACGCCCAGCCCGGAGAGCAGCCCCCGCGACCCGUCGACCUGCGGGUCCACGCGGAGGAGGGCGUCAACGUCAAGAAGUGUUCGGCAUAGGCAAGCACAGGAGCCAAAAUCAGAGACUUCGGCCAGAGAGACACACACACACACACUCACUUCCACACACACUCAUCACCCUCGUACGACAAGGAAAGAGAAAACGGUGCUUAGCUGCUUGCCAAAAACGACAACAACAACAACAACAACAAACACAAAACCUAAAAGGUUUGCCUUGUGCUCUGUGUUGCGCAACACCAAAAAAAAAAGAGAUAUUAACAAGUCUUCACAAAAUCCUCCUCAGUGUUGUAUAAUAAUGAAGGACUAUUAAAAGAAAAGAUCCUGUUUGGUUUACACUCUGCCCGAUGUAGCCAUACAAAAAGACGAUGGGCCUUCAACCAAGAGGUCGAUCUAAUGGAGAUGGAGAUGUUUUUACAGCACUGAAUUUUAUUUUUUUUAUAUUAUAUAUAUGUGGGGGGGGGAUGAAACUAACCAUAUACUGCUCUUCUGUUUCCUAGACUGAAUCUGGGUUCUAAUACUGUGUUUUGAUGGCUUUGUGGCCUAGUAUUGUUAAUACUUGAAGACGUUUAGGCCCACUCGACCAUGCCCUAUCUUCCCCCAGAACCAUUCAGUGAGCAUGCUCAGAGCUUGAACCCAAAGGAAGCCCAAGUCGCAGCACAGCAGCAACGAGACACAUCUCAGGUGGAUAAACGAAGCAAUAAAAAAUACAGAUGGUGCUUUUUUUUUUUUGCCAAACCACUCUGCAGGACAUUUGCCUUCCAGUUCCUCAGUGCUUUUGGGUUGUCCGUUCCUUCUCAAGUUAAAGGUGGUUAAACCCCAUCCAGUGGUGCUAAGGUUAGAAAUGUCAGCCGAUUGACACAGACUCUUGUUACUGAUCUCUGUAACUUCGGUAACUGUUAACAGUGUUAGAUUGACGUUUUAGAGACUUAAAUUUUUUCCUGCCCGACCGAUAUUAUUAGCGCAAUUAAAAGAAAAAUCUUUAGGGACUUUUAAGUGUUUUUUUUAUUGUAAUGUUGACAAUCUAGAAGGCUUCCUUUCCAAAGAGCCAUAUAUGUGUGACACUACCAAGCAAAUAAUUUUUUCGAGAGGAUUUCAAAGACUCAAAAGAGGUGUAAAGAAUUUCUCUUUCACUUAUAGAAGAUGCCUUCUUUUAUUGCUGAAAAAAUGCUCUACUAAAUAAAAUAGAGAAAAUGGUGUGAUCUUUUUCAAAAAAUGUAAACAUUCAUAAUAUAUCUGCUAGCCAGAUAAAUUCAUUUAUCACAAGUUUUUCCUUGUUUUUCUAAUUUUUUUUAGCUUUUCUCUUUUUUUGUGUCACAGAAGUGCCUUGUAAUGUAAACGUGAUCACUCAGUCCCCCUCUUUAUCCUUCAGUUUCAUACCCUCGUACACGUACUCUUUUUGUUCUUCCUUUCCUUCUGCGUGAAUCAUUUUUCUGUGUAAAAACCUCAGGAGGGUCAACUACAAACUGCCUCAGAAGACACUUUUCAGUUUCAGGGUCACUCGUCUCAGACUAGCCAUAGGAAAGGUCCUAUUCAGAAACUUUAGCCAGUUCCAUUAUCAAAAACCACCAACCUAGCUGUGUGUGUUUGUCGUGGGAGAGUGUUAUCCAUGACACUAGUGCAGUAGACCUACAGACAGUCAUUGUAGUACAGUGUUAGUGUUUCCAGCAGUGCUGUGACCAAACUUCUGAGUACCUUAUCUUGCUUGAGCAUGCUUACCAACAAUGGUUAAUUAUUUUCAAAUGGCAGUUCAUUUGGGGUUCACAAGCUAGUCACUUUGUUUUAAAUGCUAGGAUAUUCAAUUUCUAAAUGAGCACUGUCAUUUCACAUCAUGUUGCUUAAUUUUAUUUCCACUGCAGGCUUGUCUCUGCCACUGUUGAGUUGUGGAAUGACUGACUCUUUUCUUCUCAUAAAUGUGUACUGACCCCUAGAUUCUGUCUCCCUUAUGUGUGUAGACGUUUAGAGGAGUUAGCAGCCUGAAUUCUGGUCACUUUCUUAGGGGGUUUCAGCACAACUCCAUCCCAACUGAACCUCAUAUUACACCACUGUGUUUGAAAGAAAGGGCUCAUCGCCUGUCCAGUGAAUCCUUUCCACUGUGGCACUCUGAAACCGACACAGACUUCCAUUCCAGAGAAAUACUACAAAGAAGUAUGCCAAUUCCAGUAAUAUGAAAAGAAUAUUUCAUCACGUCCUUACAAAUAUUUCGGGAGGUUUCGCAGUUAUACUGUGUAUAAUCUGAUAUACAUGAGAAAAAAUUGUAUUUUGCCCUCCACCCAAGGCCAAAACACUUAAACAGAUCAAUCCUACACAGAAAGAAAAAAUCCUAUGCAGUUUACAUAAACAGUAACCUGCUAGCAUGGUUUCAGGUUUAAAACAUUUGAUACCAGGUCUCCUUUAAAUUUAGCCAGUUUUAUUAAUCUGGCUCCUGGAGUUUGGAAUGUAAAUUAAAUGAAUCUGGACUGCAGGUACAGAAUAUGGAAUUUACUGUAUAUGUACUGAUGUACUACACUGAUUUGUGGCCUGAGGAAAACACUAAGGAUGUGCUUUUUUGAGCAAAUAUGAGAAGUAUUUUUACUUCUGUGAAGACACCAGCUUCAUGGCGCAUGGGGACAAACACAAUAAUUGCCUGUAAAUAAGUAGAAAAGGGCAAAAACAGAUAUACCUGAGUAUUACAGCACUAGCCAAUACAGAGAGACCUUCAGAUAGUCCUGGACAAUCAGAGCAGCACUUUGCUCAAGAGUUGUACAAUGUCGUGGUUUUGCAGUAAAAUUAAAGAUACCUUGGUGAUGUUACUUGCCGUCGUGACUGUUUUCAAACUUUAACACUUUUCCCUCAUAACUUUCAAGCACAGUGGGGGACAAGACAGGAACUCUCUCAUAAUUCCUGUACAGUAUGUGUUAUUUCCCCACAUGCACCUUCUUGGAAAGAAACAUGCCUUGUAGUUAUACAGUUAUGUGCAAUCUCUGUGAUAUGAAUUGGAACUCUAGGUGGGAUAUAUCGUGAUUUUGUUAACUCAAACAAUUAUGGGCAACGAGUGGAAACCCUGACCCUUUUCUGAGAAAUUUCUAACACCAUUUUAAAAUAUUUUGGUUCAUUUAGAGGGAUCUCAUUUUUUAUACUGUCAGUUAGUCAGUAGUGAAUUGAAAACACAUAUCACAGUAAAGGAUCACUCACUAAGUUUCCAUAAUUCAAUAAUAAUUUGCAGCAUAUACUAUAGUUUACCUUAUUGUAGUGUGAAUAUCUACUGAAAUUAGAAAUGUACACCGGGUUUUCGUAAACUACUACUGAUUGAGGAGAUAUAAAUUCAUUUUCUGAAAUAUAUAUGGACAGAUCCAAAAAAAAUAUUUUUGAGCAUGUCUAACUGUGUUUAGAAGGGAAGGUGUAUGACUGCCCUUUGAAAGUGACUCCGAUUAAGACGACAAUGAACCUAAUAAGAUUUAUUGCAAAUUCUGGCACCUAAUUUAGUGCAGCAGAAUACAGUUAGUAGCCAAGACAUGUAAAUGAAUAGAAAACCUCUAUAUUAGAUCUUUUACCAUCCCUAAGUGUGGUCUGUCAGCACACAAGUGUGGGCUUAGAGUCUCCCAAAACCGUGAUUGCUUAACUGUGCAGAAAUAGAAGUAAUUUAGAAAAAUAUGAGUACGAAGUCCUUAAGAACAGGAGACAUUGACACUUCCUCUCUUUAACCAAUAGGUCCUCUUUUUCCCUUAUAUUAUUUAAAAAAUGACUGCAUUGUGUAUGUGUCUGAUUUAUGACUCAAAACAUUGUAUUAUACAGCAUUCUCAAGGUUGAGAACUGCAUAGAAAAAAUGGUGAAAAAACUGCUGUGUAACCCUUCUGUGCUUUUUCUUCUUCCAAUGUCUGAAGGAUUUAACCUAACCCCCCUGGUGUUUCUUAAUUAAACAAUACAUGUGCUAUUUAUAA
This is a messenger RNA of Lepisosteus oculatus (spotted gar), 11609 nucleotides long. Lineage: Eukaryota; Metazoa; Chordata; Actinopteri; Semionotiformes; Lepisosteidae. The record is from RefSeq and is a predicted model, not a curated record.